UAAUGGCCGUCAAACAACAAGUAUAUCAUGCUCCGAUAGUGACACAUUUUCUCUUAUGCCUUCUACUCCAAACUUGCCGGACUUCUGCCGAAGACCUGAAGUGGGAUGAGAAUGGCUACGUUUUGUACUGCCCGUGCAUGGGUCGCUUUGGAAACCAGGCAGACCACUUCCUGGGAUCUCUGGCCUUUGCAAAGAUGCUGAACCGAACCCUGGCAGUUCCUCCCUGGAUAGUGUACCGCCACCACACACCCCCUUACACCAAUGCCCAUGUUCCCUACAGUGAAUUCUUCCAGCUGGAGGCCCUGUCUGCCUACCACCGUGUGGUCAGUUUGGAGGACUUCAUGGAGAAGCUGGCUCCCAAUUACUGGCUCUCAGGACAGAGGAACGCCUACUGCUUUGAGACUGCUGCACAGCGGAGUGCAGACAAGAAGUCCUGCCCUAUGAAGGAUGGGAAUCCAUUUGGUCCAUUCUGGGACUAUGUUGGUGUGGAAUUUGACAAGUCUGUCUUGUUUGGUGGUAUUUCUUUUAGUACCUACCACCAAGCUCAGUGGAUGAAGAAGUUCCAUCCCUCUGAGCACCCUGUCCUGGCACUGCCCGGUGCUCCCGCCCAGUUCCCAGUGACAGAGGAGCACGUAGGCCUGCAGCGCUACAUGGUGUGGUCAGACAAGAUGGUAAAGGAGGGAGAAGAGCACAUUGCUGCCCUGCUGACCAGGCCAUACGUGAGCAUCCACCUGAGGAUUGGCAUUGACUGGCAAAAUGCCUGCAAAAUGCUGAAGAGUGGCGACACAGGGCCUCACUUCAUGGCCUCUCCUCAGUGUGUUGGCUACAACCGCCAGACAGCUUUGCCUCUCACCAUGACCAUGUGCCUCCCUGACCUGACAGAGAUCCGUAGAGCUGUCAAGCUGUGGGUGAAGAAGACCUCUUCCCGCUCUGUCUACAUUGCCACUGACUCCGAAUCUCACAGCAGGGAUAUUGAAAAGCUGUUCAAGGGCAAGGUGAAAGUGGUGAGUCUUCAGCCAGACUCAGCCCAGAUGGACCUGUACAUCUUAGGUCGAGCCGACCACUUCAUUGGCAACUGUGUCUCAUCCUUUUCUGCUUUUGUGAAGAGAGAACGGGAUGUUCAUGGCCUUCCAUCUUCCUUUUUUGGCAUGGACAAGCCUGGAAAAUUAAAUCCCAAAGAAGAACUCUGAGCACAAGAGUCAUGUGGUUGUCCUCUGGCCACGAAUGCUGGGUGACUGUCAUGAGGAGGCAAGAGAGUAUGUGGAGGGCACAGAACAUUUAUAUGUGACGUGAUGGUUCACAGUGUGUGAAGGCCAGUCCUUUCUUUAGAAUGGCCUUUAAUCUGUGACAAAGGGCUUAUCAGAUAGGAUGUAGCAGGUCAGUAAUGUAAUGUUUGUGAAAUGAUAUGAAAUGGACACAGCUGCCACAAAGAAACACUUUAUUUCUGUCUGUUUCCUGCUUUACAACUCAGUAUCUCAAGAUUUGCCUGUUUUUGUCUACUAUGCAGUAAACCAGUUUUUGCUUCCCUAACAUUUCCUUUAGCACCUGCCACAUUUUGUAGCUGUAACUAUGUUUUGCAAUCCAGACAUGUCAGCGGGACCUCUGCUUCCCUCAGUGAACUCUGGGUAAGACUGGUUGCAGUGUCAGUGUUCAUGCUCUCCCUCUCUCUUUUACACUCUUGUCUCUUUCUCCAAACCUUUCCAUCCCUCCAUGCCUUUCAGGUUGGUAUUUCCUUUCCUCUCUGCCCUCCAUUCCAAGGAGAGCACAGUAACUGAUCCUCCUGUGCAUACUAAUUAUAGGGAGGCAGACAGUGUUUCCACCUCUCAUUUUACCAGGACCAAAACUGAUGAAAUGUCUGGAACCCUGUGCUAAUUGUUGUGGUGACUGAAUUGUCAUUCAGUGAAUGUGAACACAGAUGUUUCAGGGAUGUUUCGGGGAGACAGAAGAGUUGAUUUGCACUGGUUGAAUUGAUUAGAUGAAAAUGGGGAUGUGUGGUAAGCUAACCGUGUUCCUCAGUGUGAAAGCAGUGAAUGCAAUGAUUUUGAAGUAAUAUGUUUUCUAUAAUUAUUUUCAUCAAUAAAGUGAUGCACACUUAUUUUUAAAGAACCAUCA
This is a messenger RNA of Chelmon rostratus (copperband butterflyfish), 2112 nucleotides long. RefSeq names its product protein O-fucosyltransferase 1 (gene pofut1). Bases 3 to 1190 code for a protein of 395 amino acids. Gene Ontology annotation, cellular component: endoplasmic reticulum. Lineage: Eukaryota; Metazoa; Chordata; Actinopteri; Chaetodontiformes; Chaetodontidae. Gene Ontology annotation, biological process: regulation of Notch signaling pathway; protein O-linked glycosylation via fucose; Notch signaling pathway. Gene Ontology annotation, molecular function: peptide-O-fucosyltransferase activity. The record is from RefSeq and is a predicted model, not a curated record. The transcript has 7 exons.